This is a messenger RNA of Athalia rosae (coleseed sawfly), 2138 nucleotides long. RefSeq names its product protein app1-like. Lineage: Eukaryota; Metazoa; Arthropoda; Insecta; Hymenoptera; Athaliidae. The transcript has 7 exons. The record is from RefSeq and is a predicted model, not a curated record. The coding region runs from base 56 to 2008 and encodes 650 amino acids.
GGAUCAUCGUUCACCACGAUUGGCAUGUACUGUGGUUCACGAUUCCCCGGGCACGAUGCACUGCAAGCUUCUCUUACUCUUCGUUCUAGUGGGCUGCUUGUCAGCCCAGGACACUACGACGACCGAAUCAUCUACCGCAACUUCUACCACUGAGCAAGCAGCUACGACGACCGAAGCAGCUACUAGUGCUUCUACCACUGAGCAAGCAACUACGACGACCGAAGCAGCUACUAGUGCUUCUACUACUGCGCAAGCAGCUACGACGACCGAAGCAGCUACUAGUGCUUCUACUACUGCGCAAGCAACUACGACAACCGAACCAUCUACUACAACUUCCGCACCUACAACAACAUCCGCACCUACAACAUCAACUACGACUAGGAACCCAAGACGGCCCUUCGUACCACCUUUUCCUGGUUUGCAUGAUUGGCACCAUCCCCGACCACCUUUUCCAGGAGGUCAACGUCCCAUUCCUCGCCCUCCUGGUGGGGCUCCUCUGAUUCCGGGACCACAGCUCUUCUACGAUUUAUUGGAUAAUUUUCAGCGUUCGGCCAAUGCGAUACUCCCUCCACCUGUCAGGCGUGGGCCAGGUGAUUUCAGAAAUCGUAGAUUCCCCAGACAGGCGGAGUCUUCAGAUUCCGAAGACAAUGCGGCAGAGAACCCUGAAUCGUCGAAUCUAGAAAUCCCCAAAAUCCCAAACUUGCCGGAAAUUCCCCAAAUCCCGAAUAAUCCAGGAAUACCAAAAAUCCCGAACAUUCCAGGAAUUCCCAAAAUUCCGAAUUUGCCUGAUCUUACGAAUUUCUUCGAUGCGAUAUUCCCCAAAUCUCUCAGACGCGGAACUGGUGAUUCCGAAAAUCGGAGACUUCCUAGACAGGCGGAGUCUUCAGAUUCCGAAGAAAACGAGGCGGCCAACCUUGAAUUGUAUCUCUGGAGUCUUGGAAUCCCAAAUUCGCCAAUGGACGUUUUUUCACGUUGGACCGACGAGGUGAUUCCUCCAUAUUUCAGACCCUGGGGGGUCAGACUUCCUAGACAGGCAGAGUCUUCAGAUUCCGAAGACAAUGCGGCAGAGAACCCUGAAUCGUCGAAUCUAGAAAUCCCCGAAAUCCCAAAUUUGCCGGAAACCCCCAAAAUCCCAAACUUGCCGGAAAUUCCCAAAAUCCCGAGUUUACCAGGAAUACCGAAAAUCCCGAAUAUUCCAGGAAUUCCCAAAAUCCCCAAUUUGCCUGAUCUUACAAAUUUCUUCGAUGCGAUAUUCCCCAUGUCUCUCAGAGCUCGAACUGGUGAUUCCGAAAAUCGUAGACUUCCUAGACAGGCAGAGUCCUCAGAUUCCGAGGACAAUGCGGCGGAGAACCCUGAAUCAUCGGAUCUAGAAAUUCCCGAAAUCCCAGAUUUGCCAGAAAUCCCCAAAAUCCCAAAUUUACCGGAAAUACCAAAAAUCCCGAAUUUACCAGGAAUACCAAAAAUCCCGAAUAUUCCAGGAAUACCAAAAAUCCCGAAUAUUCCAGGAAUCCCAAAAAUCCCAAAUUUGCCAGGGAUUCCUUCGGAGUACUUGGAUUUCUUCAAUUCCAGAUAUAAUCCUAGAUUUCCCAGACAGGCGGAGUCCUCAAAUAACUCGAAUAUCGAAGACAAUACGGCGGAGAAUCCUAAUUUUUCGGUUUCCUUGGAUCUCACAAUCCCCAGAAUCCCAAAUUUGCCAUUCAACCCAUUUUUCCGCGGGAUGGAAGGUACGUUCAACGAGGCAAGGAAAAGAGUAGCUAGCACGAUCAGCUCACAGCAAGAUCUGCCCGCUGCUAUCCAAGAAGCUGUUCAGAACGGACUUAGCAGCGCCAAUCCGAUCGAAGCCAUAAGGCGGAUCGUCUCAACGAUCGUGGGGGUCUACAGAAACGUCGCCCUGAACUGCCCCUUCGCCGUCGUCGGUGGGUACCUUCUGCGCGAGAGUUUAUAUUUGACUUCGGCUGUCCUCACAACCAUAGCUAACGUGUCCGGGAGAAUCGAUGGUGUAGCCUAAACGCCGCAUGGAUUUCUUCCCUAGGAUGUAAUCAUCAUCCUGGUAUAUCUUCACUUUUAGACGAUGUUCAAUCUUUCGAAUUAUCUGUUCACGAAAUUUAUAUGCACAAAUAAAUCUUUAUCGUAUCUCA